GCAGAUUCCCCCGGCAUGGCAGACGUCGGGAAGAAGCUAGGAUGGGACGAGGGGAAGACGAGGAGAAUACAGUUGGGUACAGGGAUAGCCGGUAUCCUCCUCCUCUUCAGCGGCGUCGUCUGUCAAUGGUGGGCAGGGAACAACUUCUCCGAUGUCUCCCUCUCAACCCUCUGCAAUGCAUACUCAGGCAAGCCUGACCUGAUGGCCAGCGAUGACUGGUAUCAAGCCAAGCAGGACUACGCGGCGAAGUACUCCUCCUCCUCUUCCUCCCCUGCUGUCAUGACCCUCUCGUUCGUUGCCUCCCAGUUCCUCGGCUUCAGGCCGGACGGAAACUAUCCACUUAACCAGUUCCUCUACAGCUCCCCCUCUUUCUGGUGCAAGUACCUUCCCGAGUGUCCUGUGGGGGUCCAGUGCGUGGGCAAUACAGUCGUGAAGGCUGAAAACUGGACCAGAGGAGCAUGGCCGGGAAGGCUCGUAUCUAGCGACCCGUACUGGAAGCUUUCGUCCUCCGUCGAAGGGUACAGCGCGACUCGUAUCCGUUGCUCUGACAAGGUCAACGUGUACAAGGCCAUGCUGACAGCGGUGACUACCGACAUUAACGGGAACUUCGUCAAGGAUCCUUCCACAGGCGUUACAUGGAGCAAGGCUGCUGUGGACAAGGCUGCGGGAGCCCUCCUACAGCAGUGCUACGAGAGCAAAGGCUCGGCCGGUUACAUCCUUGCCACAGGUCCUGUGCUUGCUACGUUUGCCAGUAUCUUUUGCUUCAUGACGCUGUUUCGAUGCUUGGGAGGAAGCUACAUGUCAUCGACAGGACAGGGGAUGGCGAUCCUGGCUGUGGCCAUGACUCUGAUCGACUUCUGGGUGAUCGUAUAUCUGACCAACUCGGAGUUCAUGCAAGGUUACCUGCUGUGCGGCAAGCUCGGGCCUCCUCUGGUCCUGAGAGGAUCCUACUUCGACAGCACCCCGUGCAUGGAUCAGAACUCGAUAGGGCAGGGAGAGUUCAACCCUUACGUCUCCCAGUCCGCGUGGAUGACCUCCGUUUACACCGCCGGGGGUGUCUGUAAUUUAAUAGCGAUUGUGCUGCUCCUGAUCUCGAUCCACAAGAACAAAGAAAAUACCAAACUCAUGAAAUUCGCGACUCUCGGACCAAGUGAUGAACUUUGAGCUACCUAUCGCCUCGGCUGAAUGUAUGUAUGUAAAAUCGCGGGUUGCAUUCUAG
This is a messenger RNA of Guillardia theta CCMP2712, 1219 nucleotides long. RefSeq lists its product as hypothetical. The coding region runs from base 16 to 1164 and encodes 382 amino acids. The transcript has 3 exons. NCBI's taxonomy places the organism in Eukaryota, Cryptophyceae, Pyrenomonadales, Geminigeraceae. The record is from RefSeq and is a predicted model, not a curated record.